Molecule: messenger RNA, 1647 nt
Organism: Cricetulus griseus (Chinese hamster)
Lineage: Eukaryota; Metazoa; Chordata; Mammalia; Rodentia; Cricetidae
Source: RefSeq, a predicted model, not a curated record
AUGACCCGAGCCGCAGAGCGGGGCAAAGGGGCUUCAGGUUGGGGGCUACGCGGCGCCCUAGUGGCUGUAGCGCUGUUGUCGGCGCUGAACGCCGCGGGCACCGUGUUCGUGCUGUGCCAGUGGCGCGGGCUGAGCGCGGCCCUGCGGGCGCUGGAGGCUCAACGAGUCCGGGAGCAGCGCGAAGACAGCGCCCUACGCGCCUUUCUGGCGGAAUUGAGUCGUGCACCGGGACAGGUCCCCGAAUCACCCCAGGACCCCGCGAGCGCAGCGCGCAACAAGCGCAGCCACAGCGGAGAGCCUGCGCCACACAUCCGUGCCGAGAGCCAGGACAUGAUGAUGAUGAUGACCUACUCCAUGGUGCCGAUCCGAGUGAUGGUGGACCUGUGCAACAGCACCAAGGGUAUCUGCCUGACAGGACCACCUGGCCCACCAGGACCCCCAGGAGUUGAUGGGUUACCAGGACACAAUGGAUCAGAUGGACAGCCUGGUCUCCAGGGACCAAAGGGAGAAAAAGGAGCAAAUGGGAAGAGAGGAAAAAUGGGGUUACCUGGAGCCACAGGAAAUCCAGGGGAAAGGGGAGAGAAGGGAGACGCUGGCGAACUAGGCUCUCCUGGAAAUGAGGGCCCGCCAGGGCAGAAAGGUGAAAAGGGAGACAAGGGAGACGUGUCCAACGAUGUGCUUCUCACAGGUGCCAAAGGUGACCAAGGCCCACCUGGUCCCCCUGGACCCCCAGGACCUCCAGGCCCUCCUGGAACCAGAAGAUCCAAAGGCCCACGGCAGCCAAACAUGUUCAACAACCAGUGCCCAGGUGAGACGUGUGCCGUACCAAAUGACGAUACCUUGGUGGGGAAAGUGGAUGAGAAAACAAAUGAACGCCAUUCUCCGCAAACAGAAUCCAUGAUCUCUUCCAUUGGAAACCCAGCCCGAGUACUAAAAGUUAGAGAGACUUUCGGGACUUGGAUAAGGGAGUCUGCCAACAAGAGUGAUGAGCGCAUCUGGGUGACGGAACAUUUUUCAGGAAUCAUGGUGAAGGAGUUCAAAGACCUGCCGGCACUUCUCAAUAGCAGCUUCACCCUCAUCCACCUACCACACUACUUCCACGGCUGUGGGCACGCAGUUUACAACAACUCUCUCUACUACCACAAGGGGGGCUCCAACACCAUAGUGAGAUUUGAAUUCGGCAAAGAGACACCCCAAACCCUGAAGCUUGAAAAUGCUUUGUAUUUUGAUCGAAAAUACCUCUUUGCAAAUUCCAAGACUUACUUCAACAUAGCUGUGGAUGAGAAGGGUGUCUGGAUUAUCUAUGCUUCGAGUGUGGAUGGCUCAAGCAUCCUGGUAGCACAGCUGGAUGAGAGGACAUUCUCUGUGUUGCAACACAUCAAUACCACAUACCCCAAAUCCAAGGCUGGCAAUGCCUUCAUUGCUCAAGGGAUCCUCUACGUCACAGACACCAAAGAUACGAGGGUCACGUUUGCCUUUGAUCUGUUCAGAGGAAAACAGAUUGAUGCAAACUUUGAUCUCAGAACAUCCCAGGCUGUUCUUGCCAUGUUAUCAUACAACAUGAGGGAUCAGCAUUUAUAUUCAUGGGAAGAUGGCCACUUGAUGCUCUAUCCUGUGUGGUUUUCAGCAGCAGCAGCAAGCCAGUGA